Messenger RNA from Lates calcarifer (barramundi perch), 2485 nucleotides. It is a transcript of the gene enpp6, whose product is annotated as ectonucleotide pyrophosphatase/phosphodiesterase 6. Lineage: Eukaryota; Metazoa; Chordata; Actinopteri; Centropomidae. The record is from RefSeq and is a predicted model, not a curated record. The transcript has 9 exons. Bases 271 to 1608 code for a protein of 445 amino acids.
AACACAUGUUUGCUAACUGUUGUUGGGACUCACUAAUGAUUGUGAGUACUGAUGGCUGUUGGAAAGAAGCUGUCUCUCAGCCUGGUGGUUCUGGUCUUGGCAGCUCUACGCCGCCUGCCAGAGGGCAAGAGUUCAAAAAACUGAUGACCCUCACAGUUGUUUUUCCUGAGGAGCCUCAGAAAGUGCAGUCUCUGUUGAGCUUUCUUGAUAGUCGCAGUGGUGUUAGCUGUCCAGGAGAGCGACUACAGCACGGCACGAGGCGACGCCAUCAUGUCCCCGCGGCAGAUCCCCGCGCACUCCCUGCGUCUCUUCCCGCCGCUGCUUCUGCUGUUGGCAGCGGAACACCAGUGUCUCGCGGUCCGUCCGUUGCUCGUGUUCCUUAUCGACGGUUUCCGCUAUGACUACAUGGAUGACCUGCACACGCUGACCGGAUUCCGCGAGCUCGUGAGCAGUGGGGUGAAGGUGGACUAUAUGACGCCGGACUUCCCGAGUUUAUCAUAUCCUAACUACUACUCAUUAAUGACAGGCCGUCACUGUGAUGUUCAUCACAUGACUGGAAACUACAUGUGGGAUGAAGCCUCCAAGAAGGAGUUUCUGAUUGGGACCAAUCCUGAUAGCCGUUUGCCUCUUUGGUGGGAUGGAUCAGAGCCAUUAUGGGUCACCCUGCAGAAGCUUGGGAAGAAGGUUUUCAUGUACUACUGGCCUGGCUGCGAGGUAGAGAUUCUCGGUGUCCGUCCAUCUUUCUGUGAAGAAUAUGUUUACAACCCAUCGGAGAAAAACCUCACAGACUCAAUAGAGAAUGCUCUCAGUGUCCUGAGGUUAGGCCAAGCAGACAUGGCAGCUAUAUAUUAUGAGAAAAUAGAUGUGGAGGGCCAUCACUUUGGUCCAGACUCUCAUCAGGUCAGAACAGCUGUCCAACAACUGGAUCUUGCCAUGCAGACACUCAACAGCAAAAUCAAAGAGAUGGACAUGGUGAACCAGCUGAACAUUGUGUUGUUUUCAGACCAUGGUAUGACAAAGAUCCAGUGGAUGGAGAAAGUCAUAGAGCUGGACAAGUAUCUCAACAUGUCAGACAUUGUCAAGAUGAUGGACAGAGGACCAGUAGUCAGUCUGUGGCCUAAAGAUAACAAGUACCAAGAGGUGUAUGCUGCUCUGUCUCCAGUCCCUAACAUGCGUGUCUAUGGGAGACAGGAGAUUCCUGAACGUUUUCAUUACAGAGGAGGGAAGUUUGUCGCCCCUCUGACACUGCUGGCUGAGCCGGGAUGGUUCAUCGCUGAGAACAAAGAAAAACUCCCAUACUGGAAAAAUGAGUCUGGGGAGUCCUCAGCAUGGCAGAAUGGCUGGCAUGGUUAUGACAACGAAUUCCUUGACAUGAGAGGCUUUUUCGUGGCAACAGGACCUGACUUCAAGCGUAAUGUUCGGGUGGCUCCAAUUCGAGCGGUGGACAUCUAUAACUUGAUGUGCUGGACAUUGGGAGUGGAACCUUUGCCCAAUAAUGGGUCCUGGUCUCGGGUAGAGUACCUUCUGAAUGGCUCUGAUGAUCCAUGCCAGCCCAUAACCCUCUGUACCUGCUGCUUGUUAGGAAUACUGCUAGCACAAUUGGCCUAAAACAUUUAAUAGUUCAGUGAGUACAGCAUCUGACAGUAGAGAGAAAUUAUAUUCUAGAAAGAGUUAGAACAUUAAACCAUUUAGAGGUUAAUGCAUCUGAAAGGAAGGGAAAAAAGCUCUUUCUUCAGCUUUUCUCAUCUGAUCAAAAUGAAGUGGUACAGAACAGUUUGGUAGAUUUAAUACAUGAAUCAAAAUCUUUCCACCUGUGCAUUUUCACUGUUUUGGCUUUCUUUUGAUAAUCAUUCAGUCAUAGUAAAACAUGAAAUGUUAUACAACAUGUCAGCAGGACUCUCACUCUAUUCCCCCUUUUAAUUAUUUCCAAGUGAAAAGUUUCUUUAUAGGAAACUUUCUAGGAAUUUAUACAGAAUUAUUUUACAGACUAAUAAAAGAAUCGCUAUGAUUUCUGGGCAUCUGUUAAAAAGCUCUUCUCUCUUGUCUUGACAUUUCUGGAUCAGAUCUUGGAACAAAAAACAUACAGAAUCAAAACCUGCUUAGCCACAUCAGACUCAGUCAUUUUGGAAAUCACAGAAGAGCAUUUUUAAGCUGAUAGACUUCAUACAGUAAAGGAUGCUGAUUUUUCCUUCUUUUCAUGUGUGUAACAACCAGAACUUGUAUUACAGGGAACGAUAUAAGCUAUACUUUUUUAAUUGGUAAAGCACAAAUAUGUGUAGAUGUAAUGAAGCCCCAAUUUUCCCAGAUACUUUUCUUCCCUUUUUACUCUCGGGUUCUUUUAAAAUGUUGUGUAAAGGUCUGUAUGGUGUAUGAUUAUAAUUGGGGUCCUUGUUUUAAUUUAGCUAUUCAUGACUUUAUUUUGCAUCUCUAAGACAUGGUUUGUAAUAAGUGCUUUAUAAAUAAAUGUACCCUGAUUUGGAAACAA